CCCACCCACAAAACACGUGAAGUCAAAAUGGCGGAUAAUCCUCCAGCUCCUCCAGAAGAUGCUGAGACAAAAAAUAUUAUUGAUAAACUGGCAAAUUUUGUUGCUCGGAAUGGCCCAGAGUUUGAGGCCAUGACGAAAAAGAAACAACAAAGCAACCCAAAGUUCAGUUUUCUUUAUGGAGGAGACCAUCACUCCUACUACCUCUGGAAAGUGAAAGCAGAGAGGGAAGGUGGAUCACGUGAUCAACACGUGACUCCAUCGGAGACUAGCGCAACGAGUUUUCAUCCUUCUUCUCAAAAUAUUGAAUCGAUGCUUGAGUCAUUACAUCAAACAAAGUUAAAGGAGCAGGUGGACAUUGCGGUCAUCACAGAUCCACUGGAAAGAGAAUUCCAAUCAGUCAUUAGCCCAGUCAUGAAUUCCUGUACCAAUGAAUCAAUGGCCAGCAGUAAAGGUUGGGUCUGUAGCCAUUCAAAGACUGAGGAAGAUUGUGGAAAGAUGGCACAUUUUAUAAUGAGAAGAACGUUGGAUUCUCCUAAUAUUGAAUUCUCUCAUAAACUUCAUGUCAUUUACCUCAUUAAUGACAUACUAUAUCACUGUUUCAGAAAAGAUGCUCAUGACUUAAAACAAGCUCUAGAAACGGUUGUUGUUCAAAUAUUUUAUAAUGUUUUUUCGUCUGAUCCCAGCAGGAGUGACCCUCUCAUUAAGGUUCUGAAUAUAUGGGAGAGUCAGAAAUAUUUGAGCGAAGGAAAAAUUUCGAUAAUUAAAGAUUUAUUGAAGCUACCUGAGUCUUCAUUACCUAAAGCUCCACCUAUUGCUCUGCCCCCUAUUGUAAAUGAGGGUGUGGCUGCCCCUCCUCCUCCGUGGAUGCAGCAGUCAAUGAACCAAGCUCCACCUCCAAUUCCACAUCCUGGUCCAGCUCCAUGGCAACAAGCUCCACCUCCUCCAGCUCCGCCUUCUUGGGAUCACCCUCCUCCUCCUCCAAAUUAUCUUCCUCCUUCUCGUCCUCCCUGGGGACCUCCCCCUCCCUCUCAUUGGUCCCACCCACACAUUCCCCCUCCUAACGAACCGACGCCUUUAUUUGAAACUCCGCCCAUUCCCCCACCCCCACCUCCUGAUAAUCAAUUUAUUGAAAGUAUUGAUUAUAAUCAUCAAAAAUUAUCGGAGCCACACCCACUUGAUCCCGCUUUUACCGGCAAACCGUCUCCAUCCAAAGAUCCUCCUUUUAUGCCACGCCCUCCGGAGCAUGGAUUGGAACCACACCCACCUCCUUUUCAAGGCGUGCAAGUAUUUGAUUACAAUCAUCAGCCGCCUCCCACUUCUUGGGAUAACAUGCCACACCCCUCUCACCCCAUGCCUCCUCAGGGACCACGCCCAUUUCCCUUUCCUCCUGAUCGGUCUUUCAUGCCAAGACCGCCUCCCCCUAUGCCACAGGGUCCCCGCCCACCUCAUUUACCAUAUUUUGAUUUACCAGCUGGUCUUAUGAUACCACUAGUACCGCUUCACGAGAGUUCUUACCGCCCACUCAACCCACUGCAUGUUGUUCUUCCUCCUCCUAUUCCUCCGACCGAAAGACUCAUUAAAGCAGUGGAGGAGUUUUACCAACCACCGACUGAAGAGAAGACAAGAAACCAAGAUGGUUGGGAGGCUAAGGCUUUGCUUGACUUUUACGAUGCAAAGAUGAAAGCUAAAGACAUUUUGAAGAACAAAGGAGGAGGAGGAGGAGGAAAUACCAGACGGAACGUGCCGCCAAGAAGAAGAUCCCCAUCUCCAAGGAGAAGAAGGAGAAGAUCUUCUUCAUUGUCACCUUCACCUCCUCCUCGAUCAAGAAGGAGGUCGUCACGUUCUCCGUCAAGCGACUCAAGUUCCUCGUCCAGUCGUUCACCGUCACCUCAUCGGAGGAGGAGAAGGCGUGGCAGAGGAAGUAGGCGGAGCUACUCUCGAUCCCCCUCCCCCAAAACUCCAACAAUUGAAGAAUCUUCUCGAAGAAAACCACCACCACAACAACCUUCAGCUCCUAUAACAACCGGAAGUCAAGAACUAGGCCAAUUGACGGAAGGUAACGUUGGACAUCAGAUGCUAAAGAGAAUGGGUUGGGAGGGGGCGGGGCUUGGUUCCAAAGAGCAAGGGAUUCAAGCUCCUAUAAAAGGCGGUGAAGUUAGGAAUAAAGCUGAGCAGUUUGCUGGAGUUGGCAUGGCACAGAAUAAUGAUCCGUUUGAACAAUUUAGACGCUCUAAAAGUUAUACUUAUAACAGACGUCCUCCAUCAGGACCUCCCUAAGUUCCAAGGGGUCGCAUAUUCCCAGAACCAAAAAGAAGAAAAUGAUGUUCUCUUUGGAGAUUAAAAUUAUUAAUUUUAUUCAUGUACUAUAAUGAUAAUGAUGAUAAUACAGUAAUUAAUUAAAUUAAUUAUUCAUUGUCCAAGGAUGGGCUGAGGUGCUAAUUUUGCAUGCUGCAGCAUAGAUACAGCUUCUUCUCUGUUGCUAAGAUAUUUUCCAGAGGAAAGACGCGUCAUUCCUAACAUUUCUACGGCUUAGAGGCGGUAAGGACAGACACCCUGGGGUCUAUUUUUAGCAGCUUUGGAGAUCUGUGUGCUCCUUUUAAAAAUCAAUUUAGAAGUACUAUUUUGAAAAGGUAAAUGUUCUUUUAUUCGUUGCUAAGGCGAGGUGGCACCUUCAUUGAGCUGUAGACUAAACUCAUUUGUCUUCUAAAAAUAAUGAUAAUAAUUAUUAUAUAUGCAUAAUGUGUAAUAUUUUGAUUUAUGAAAAUAGAAAAAGAGGUGGUGACCCCAUCAUGAAGAUAUUUGAUAAUUUCACUCAAACUUUGAACCAGUAUCCUUUCCUAUGGAUACUCUAUCCUAUCCUGAUACUUCUUCCUGUAGUACUUCUAGUAUCGUACUGUGUCAAGAUUGACAGAAAGGUAAUUAAAGACAGAUAACCUUUUGUAACUUGAGAUAACAAAGCAUGUACAUCACUUUUGAGCUGCAAUUGCAAUUCAAAAAUAGCAAGUGUUAUCUUAUGCUGCUAGCUUUAUUUGAAAUUUAAAUUUUAAAAAGUAUCCUAUAAUAUUUGAAUUUUGUAA
Molecule: messenger RNA, 3077 nt
Organism: Amphimedon queenslandica
Lineage: Eukaryota; Metazoa; Porifera; Demospongiae; Haplosclerida; Niphatidae
Product: calcium homeostasis endoplasmic reticulum protein-like
Exons: 19
Coding region: 28-2277 (749 amino acids)
Biological process (GO): RNA processing; intracellular calcium ion homeostasis
Cellular component (GO): perinuclear region of cytoplasm
Molecular function (GO): RNA binding
Source: RefSeq, a predicted model, not a curated record